CUCCGCCGGCCCCUCGGAGCGCCCACCCCGCCGUCUCCCCGCCCUGGCGGCCCCCGCGGUGCCUGCGCGGCCGCGGAGCGCCGGCGGGGCCGUUGGUCGCCCGCGGGGGGCUGCGGCCGCCCCCCCGCCCGGGGCGGUGCCGCUCCGCGGGGCGGGUCGCGGCGCCGCGGCUGCAGGAGCGCGGCGGGAGGCGCUGAGCGCGCCCCGCGGAAGAUGGCGUACAUCCAGUUGGAACCAAUAAAUGAGGGUCUGCUCGCUAGAAUCUCGGAUCUCUUGCUGUGCCGGUGGACUUGUAGAAAUUGUUGUCAGAAGUGUUUCGACUGUAGCUGUUGUCAAACAAAUGAAGAUGAAGUUGAAAUCCUGGGACCUUUUCCUGCUCAAACUCCAGCCUGGCUGAUAAGCAGCCAAAAUGAGGACAAAGAUGGACACUCUGAUAAUACAAUCAGUGAGCUGCCUCCCACUCUUCAGAACGUUUCCCCUGACAGAAGGCGGUCGUCUUCAGAUGCAUCACGGUCCACUUACAGCCUCACGAGGCGGGUUUCAAGUUUAGAGUCGAGGAGGCCAAGUUCUCCGUUAAUUGACAUUAAACCUAUCGAGUUUGGAAUAAUAGGAGCUAAGAAGGAGAUAGUUCAGCCAACUGUCCUGCGGAAAACCUAUACUCCGGAUGACUAUUUUAGGAAAUUUGAACCGAGACUGUACUCUCUUGACUCAAAUAGCGAUGAUAUGGACUCCUUGACAGAUGAGGAGAUCUUGUCGAAGUAUCAGCUGGGCAUGCUGCAUUUUAGCACGCAGUACGAUCUGUUGCAUAAUUAUCUAAUAGUGCGAGUCAUUGAGGCUAAAGAUUUGCCUCCUCCAAUUUCUUAUGAUGGUUCAAGGCAAGACAUGGCUCACUCCAACCCCUACGUGAAGAUCUGCCUUCUUCCCGAUCAGAAGAACUCCAAGCAAACGGGAGUGAAACGCAAAACACAGAACCCGGUGUUUGAAGAGAGGUACACAUUUGAAAUCCCCUUUUUAGAAGCCCAGAGAAGAACUCUGCUUUUAACCGUAGUGGAUUUUGACAAAUUCUCGCGCCAUUGUGUUAUUGGCAAAGUGUCAAUGCCCUUGAGCGAUGUAGACCUUGUGAAAGGCGGACACUGGUGGAAAGCCCUUGUGCCUAGUUCUCAGAAUGAAGUGGAGCUGGGAGAGCUGCUGUUGUCACUAAACUACCUACCCAGCGCGGGAAGGCUGAACGUGGACAUCAUUAGAGCAAAACAGCUUCUUCAGACAGACAUGAGCCAAGGUUCAGAUCCCUUUGUGAAAAUUCAACUUGUCCAUGGAUUAAAAUUGACAAAAACCAAGAAGACUUCCUGCAUGCGGGGGACGAUAGAUCCCUUCUACAAUGAGUCCUUCAGCUUCAAGGUUCCGCAGGAAGAACUGGAGAACGCCAGCCUGGUGUUCACAGCCAUGCCGGAGCCCAUCCACGCCUACUCCUGCCCGCUCUUCUGGACCGAGUACGAAGGCCAUUGCUACCGGUACUUCCCCAUCAACAAAACGUGGGCUGAAGCUGACCUCUAUUGUGCCGAGUUCUCCAUUGGCAUCAGAUCAGCCAAGCUGGCCUCCAUCCACAGCUGGGAAGAAAACGUCUUUGUGUACGACCUGGUGAACAGCCGUGUGCCGGGCAUCCCCACCGACAUCUGGACAGGGCUCAACGACCUGCGGCAGGAGGGUCACUUCGAGUGGACGGAUGGCUCCUCCUUCGACUACCACUACUGGGACGGCAGCCAGCCCGACGACGGCAUCCACGCCAUCCCCGAGGAGGAGGACUGCGUGCAGAUCUGGUACAGGCACAGCAGCGCGAACAGCAGGCGGAGGCUCCCACGUCUUUCUAGUGCUCGAGUAGCAGCAGCUCCCCGGGGACGUGGGGUCUCGUGUCAAAGGAGCUGGGCUCACCCCAACCCGCUCUGCCCUCGCUGGUGGCCGGUUCCGCGCUGGCACCGCCGAGCUGCUGGUAUCGGCCAGGUAAAUAACUUGUGUGUGCUGCUGCGGCAGCCCCGGCUGCCUUGGGCUGCUCGCUGGGGAAUGGGACCCUCCUCCUCGCAUGGGGGUGAGUUUUUGGGACCUGGGUGCUGAGGGGCUGUGGUGGUGCCAGGGAGCUGUGGUGGUGCCAUCUAGAUUUGUGGUGGUGGGUCUGUGGUGGUGCCAGUGGGGUCUGUGGUGGUGCCGACGGGGUCUGUGGUGGUACCAGAGGGUCUGUGGUGGUGCCAGAGGGGAGCUGUGGUGGUUCCAGGGCACUCUGGGGGUGCUGAUGGGGUCUGCGGUGAUGCCGGCACCCAGGGGAAUGGCAGAGCUGUCAGGCAAGCCCACACUUCUCCUCAGGGGACACAGCUGCACUGCUGGCCCAGUCAAAUGCAGUAAAUCCCUUGGUCAUCACAGGGUGACCCCCACACCCCUCUUGGGAGCCAUGUGUCCCUUUUGUUUGGCAGAGCCCUGUGGUCUCAGGACACUGGAGCAGCCAAGACAACCCUGGGCUGUCCUAUCUCAGCUUCCACCUGCAAAGAUGGGUAAAAGCAUCUUCUUAAAAUCGUGUGGUGUCCCUUGAUGUCACCAUCUUAGAGAUACAAAAUUUCCAACCUGAGACUUUCCAGAGCGAUUGCAUGGGAUACAGUGAGGUCAGUAACUGGGGCUCCGCUGGGAUGUCUCGCUACUUCCUCGGCUGUCAGCACAGCUUUCAGCUGAAAUACAUUUCCACUUGGGGAGAAACUGCAAAACUUGGGCGUAACGGUGAUGUUGCAAGUGGAACAUGUGUGUUGGAGCAGGUUUCUAAAAUGAGGAAAUACUGUCAUUCCUGAUUAUGUAUUUUAAUAGGUAUAAAUGAAUAAUACAUAUAAAUAAAAAUAUUUUAUUUUUAAUUCAUUAUUUUAUAUACAUACACUAUCCAUAUAUUUAGGUGGAAAGUAAGCAAGUUGCAUAAUUUUCAGUCCUGGACAGGAGACAGCGUUGAAUGUGGUUUCUUGAGGCUUUUGCUUCAUCUGAAAACAAUGAAUUAUAUACAGCUAAGAACAGUAUGUAAAGAAACCAGCUGCAAAAAGAUAGAAAUGUUAUUAGAUCCAACAAGCUAAUGCAAGUUGAUGUGUGGGGUCUGAUCUGUGGUAGAAAAGGGGCUUGAGGCACCAUUUUGAUGGCUUUUUCAGAUGUCACCCACGGAUGGGGCCUGUGAGGAGUGCAGGGUCUGGCAGCCGAGCACCAGCUUCUCACAAAGAGCGAUUUAGCCUUGGCAAAUGCUGCUUCUUUCUUAUUGCUGGAGUGGCGUUAUCAUGAUAGUUUGUUUUUCCUCUUGUUCCUCAUAUUGUUUCAUGAGGAAACUGUGAAUCAGGGUGAGUGCAGGAGAAUUUGGGGCACUUUCAGGCAGGACAUCCCUCGCUCAGGGGCUGGCAGCAAAGCUCAGACCAGGUCUCUGGACCACGGUGCCCAUGCAAUUCAGGAGGAGACUGAACGAUGUGAUACAAGUGACAGGAGCAGAGGAAACGGCCUCAAGUUGCACCAGGGGAGGUUGAGGUUGGAUGUGGGGAACAAUUUCUUCCCCAAAGGGCUGUGGGGCAUUGGAACAGGCUGCCCAGGGCAGUGCUGGAGUCACCAUCCCUGGAGGGCUGGACAGACGGACAUGAGGUUCUCAGGACAUGGGGCAGGGACAGGGGUGGGUUGUGGUUGGACUCGAUGAUCUUGAGGUGCUUUUCCAACCAAAACAAUUCUCUGAUCCUAUGAUGUUGGGGGAUGUCGGGGGCCGCCCCGCCGGGCGAUGCUGCCGCACAGUGCCGAGCUCUUUUCCCUCUUGCUCCCGUGUCCCCGUUCCGAGGGGCCGGGAGUUCAUCACAGCUGGGGCUCACCAUGCCUCGAGCCAAAAAACUCUUUUUUCCCUGCAAGUGGCAUGAGAUGUUUCAAAAGAAAGGUUAAAACCUUCCCUUGGGAAAGCGUUUGAAGACUUGGGCCCCACUGUGGCUAAAAAUAUUGCUAAUGGGGAAACCUAUGAAAGCUGUCAGCUCCAAUUAACAUCUUCAUUUCCAGGUAAAAAGAACUGAAAAUGCAUGACCCGAAAGUCAGGAGCAAAGUUAAUAAGGGCGUUGUUUUGCAACCCCCUCCACUUUCUCCAUGGACUCCAAGAUCAUUACUUACAAAGCAACCCUCUCUCCUUGCUGGUGUCUUCUGUUUCAUAGCAAUUAAAUGAAAUUCAGAAAAUAACAGGAGUUUUCACCUCCCUAAUGAACUUCUAGUGGAUCUGGCGAGGUCAGUUCUCAGUGGAAGGCUGGACGUGCCCUUUCCCGUGGCAUGGACAGUCCUGGGUGGCCGAGAAGAGCUGCAGCUCUUCAGGAUGAACUUCUUUUGUUUAUUUUUCUGUUCUCCUUGUCCCACAGCCUCUAUUUCCCCUUGAAUUUCUCUGUCCUGCCUUGCCACACAGGCAGUGGGAAGCCUGGCGGUGGCAGGACUCUCCCACACCUCUCUUGCAUGUCCUUUGCAAGGGACUGAUGCCAGAGGGUCUGUUUAUGUCUCUGAGGUUUUAGAAGCUGAACAUCUUCCUUUGUAACGUGUUAAAGUUGGAGUAAGCAUGAACAGCGUGUGAUGCAGCCUGGGAGUCAACAAAAAUCAUUAUCUCUUGGUGACAAAUAUCUUUACCCUCCUAUACCCCACCUCAUGCUCUGUAGAGACAACAUUGCCCUCAGCCCCCGGUGCGGAGAUGAGCCCGCCUGGACCGUUUGCCUAUUGAUUCUUUUUUUCCUAUUAUUAUUACUCUGUAUUUGCUGAAACACGCUGCUGGUGUUCAGGGCAGGGUGCCGUGGAGACAAGUGCUGUGUGUGUGAGCGUCAGCAGCUCGCGGGGCCGCGCUGGCGCUGCCAGCUGGCAGCAGCCUGGCCGUGGUUUUCCUCCCCGGUUUCUAAUCUGGGUUGCUCAGACGGCUGGCUUGGCUGGGCUGAGCUUUCCUUUCCUCUGUUCAUUCAGUAAGAUUUUUUUUUUCCCCCUGAAAAUUACUGGGAGGAUAAGGCCUGCACAGCUGAAUCGGGAGCUUUUUCUUGUGCAUCUCCUUUCCCCGGUUUCCCUGGGUUUAAUUGCCUGCCCAGCCGAGCAGCUCCUGCCCCGGGGCGAGGAUGCUGCAGUGCGAUUCCUUUUGACAGGGAACAAAAAUAUGUCGGGGACAAAAAAAAAGGCUUCCAGCAGCUCGGCGAGUGAAUUAUAGACAUUUACUGGCUGUAGCAGUGAGGUCCGCACCAAAAAUCCCCCCAGAAAAACUUAUGAUAAAUGCUGUUCCCUUUCCAUGCGAUGGUGCAUCCCGAUGUGCCGCGGGGAGGGCUGGAGCAGGGGGGCGUCAGGAAAGCGAGCAGGAUUUGGCCUCGUUCUGUGCGGGUCGCAGCAGAUAUCAGCUUGACCACCGUGUUCCUCCCGUUCUGCGGGGGGUUCCCGUCCCAGCUCGCACCAGCUGCUCCCAGUGCUGCCGGGGACGAGCGGGGUGGCGGGAGCUGGUGGGGACAAACCCGCUGGGAAAUGCAGCUGCUUCUGGGUGGGCAGGGGCUGGGCUGAGCCGGCCAUAGAGGAAAGAGGCAGAGAUGUGAUUGAAGGCAGAUUGUGUGAUGGCACCUUAAUUAAUUACAAAAGCUGAGUGAAGCUUCAAGCAGGGCCAGCUCCCCCCAGAGAGGAUGGGGCAGGCUCAGCUCAGAGGUGCCUCACGCCGGCACCAGGGCCUGUCUUGCUGUUGGUUGCUCCUUAUUGGUAUUGUCGUGGUUUAACCUGAGCUGGCAAUACAACCACACAGCCACUCACUCACCCCUUCCCAUCCCACCAAUAGGAGAGAGAAUCAAAAGGGAAGGGAGCAACUUGGAUUGAGAUAAACACAGUUUAAUGAAAUAACAAAAUACUAAUACACUACUAGUAAAUAUAUAUAUAAAAUAGAAAGAAAAGCUACUCAAGGCAAUUCCUCAUGAACACGCUGAGCAGCCAGGAAAACAGAACUUGGUCCCACAGCUGAUCCCAGCAAGAGAAAAGAGAGGAAAAGGGCAGAAAGGCUCAGAGGCCUCUGCAAGACGGCAAAAGGCCGAAUGAAAUGUCCUGACAGUGAAGAAAACAAAACAACGUGCACAAGAGAAAGUGCCUGAGAGAGGGAAUAGAGGAGCCGUCCCAACUCCCAGCUCUCCUUAAAUACGAAGCCUGACACCGAUGGGCUGGAACACUCUCAUUGCUCAGUCUGGUGUCCAUCCAGCUCUGUCCGUCCGUCCCCUUCCUCGCUGCCUCACACCUGUGGGCAGAGCUCAGAGUGUCCUUGGUUCUCAGACCAGAGCAAUUACAAACAUUAACUCUGUGCUGGGCUGGUAUCUCUUGUUCUCAAACUAAGUCCCAAUAAUGAGCGUGCUAGCUAUGGAAAAGAAAGGUUUCCAACUGCAUGAAGAAAAUUAACCCAUUUUCAGCCAAACCAGCACAGGUACCCCCAAAGUCUUCCCAUCUUUUGUGGCCAAGGAUUUCCAGGUUUCCUGUGAAAACUGCCUUGAUGGGCAGCGGUAGCCUGUGGGUCAGCAGCCCUGACCUGCUUUUUGCACAGGGCUCUGCGGCACAGCCGCCUAAAAACAAUGGCAAAGAUUUUGUUAUUAACUGCAUUAGUUCUGUAGGGGUUUGGUAACUGGGCCGGAAACUUUCGUUCCUGGGUGUAAAUUGUCAGAGACACUGCUGAUCAGACAUAAAGCACAGAUCUAACAAGAACAACUCCUGCUGUGGUUUCUGCUGGUACGACUGGUCAGCCUUGAAGGGCACGGAGCCAAAGUGCAGGUGAAGGGAGAGAGAAAUUAAUCGCAACCUGCACGUCAGCGUGAAUCAGCUGGAGCCAGUUAGUGAGAGCGGAGGGUUUUUUGGGCAGAUUGCUACAAGAGCUGAUACUUCCCAGCAACACCUGCUUGCUGUCCCGAGCACCGCACUCCUGCUGCAUUGGAAAAUGUAGCUGCAUUUGGUAAUCUGCAAAAAAGUCUGGUCCAGCUCUUGGGGUUACCAUGGCAACUAGGUAUUUGCUCAUUUGUGUUUCUUGAAAAUGAUGCUGGGCUGCUGAUUGCAUCGUUUGUGAAGCUCUUUGUCAGGGGGCCGGUAGAUGGUUGGUUGUCAGGGCUGUACUGAGUGGCUGGUGCUGGUAUUAAGCAGAUUUCUGAAUCGGAACUUUGCUGGAGCACGGUGCGUGUUAUAACUGCCUCCCUCCUGCACAACCCCUGGCCUAGGAAGCGUGUCUUUGCUCUACCCAUUCCUCUGACAUCCAUUUGUACUCGUGCGGUUGCUUGGGACAACACAAAAGCCAAGUGACCCGCUGUGGAGACCUUGUCAAGGCCAGGACAGGAGAAGCUUGCUUUCUGAGCCUCUCUAAUGUGCACAGGACUAGAAUAAAAAAGAGGAGACUCUGAGGUUUGGGAAAACGCCAGCGUAGAUGAAACGCUUACCAGGUUUUGGUAUUGCAAAGGUAUCGCUGAGGAGCACUGGGAAGGGACAGUACUGCAUGGCUGGUUUGGAUUUUUAGAGGUGGCUGUAGAGAAGGAUGGGGAAGGCUUAUUUAUUAUUAUUUUUGUUGUUGUUGUUGUUCUGAAGAUAAAAUUAAUUUGAUUUGGAUGCUGUUUAGACUGAACAACCAUGGGUUCUCGAAAGCCAAUUGUCCCACAGUCCAGCAGCAGUUUAAGACCUUGGUGUUCAUUGUCAAGUAUUUGUUUAACAGUGAAAAUCCAUUUGCCACUAAUUCCUCCCUUGGCUUGUUGAGAUAAUUAAAUUAAGAGCAGGACGUUGUGACAGGUCUGCAGACAGAGGUUGUUUUGUGCAUCCUUUGGACUCCUGCUCUGCUCAUCAGUGCUGGGACCAGUGCCCACGUGGAACACAGGGCCCGUUAGACCUCCUCUCCUCCAUCACGGCCAACCUCUUCCAUCCUCUCACCACCGGCCAUGGGUUGCACCUAGUGGACACCCAACGUGAAGGUCCCAGGCAGCGGGAGGAGAAGGAAACAGCAGAAGUGAGGGUUAAAGCAAUUAAAUGUGGUCUUUCGUCCGUGUGAAGGGCAGGGGCUUGCAGGAAAGGGAUGUAGCUUUUAUUAAUCUCCAAAGCAUCACAUGAAGUCACGGUCCCAAGUAAAAGUUGAAUGUCAGUGACGAAAGUUUUCAUCUAGUAUGGAUAGUUACCCUGGAUUUAGUUGGGUUGUGAAAGCGAUUAUAAUUUGGUAAAAGCAGUAAGAUUAACAGCUCUAAUGAAAUAUUAAAUGUCAGAUUUGUAACCUG
Columba livia (rock pigeon) is the source of this 8255-nucleotide messenger RNA. It is a transcript of the gene SYT17, whose product is annotated as synaptotagmin 17. The transcript is spliced from 11 exons. Gene Ontology annotation, molecular function: phosphatidylserine binding; calcium ion binding; clathrin binding. The record is from RefSeq and is a predicted model, not a curated record. Bases 214 to 2109 code for a protein of 631 amino acids. Gene Ontology annotation, cellular component: exocytic vesicle; plasma membrane. NCBI's taxonomy places the organism in Eukaryota, Metazoa, Chordata, Aves, Columbiformes, Columbidae. Gene Ontology annotation, biological process: regulation of dopamine secretion; regulation of calcium ion-dependent exocytosis; cellular response to calcium ion.